Messenger RNA from Drosophila bipectinata, 1097 nucleotides. Its product is annotated as O-glucosyltransferase rumi. Gene Ontology annotation, cellular component: endomembrane system. NCBI's taxonomy places the organism in Eukaryota, Metazoa, Arthropoda, Insecta, Diptera, Drosophilidae. The record is from RefSeq and is a predicted model, not a curated record. Gene Ontology annotation, biological process: positive regulation of Notch signaling pathway; protein O-linked glycosylation. Gene Ontology annotation, molecular function: UDP-glucosyltransferase activity; UDP-xylosyltransferase activity.
UGGACCUUGUUCCUAACAUUUUAGUAGCGCUGGCGGAGUAUAAGCCAUGCGAACCAGGUGAUCCACUGUGCCUCUGCCAUGCCGCCACCAUUACCAAGGACUUAGAGCCUUAUUCAGACAAAGGAAUCUCUCAAGACAUGAUUUCGCAAUCUAAACGGCAGGGUACUCUUUAUAAGGUUAUUCGUGGCCGGAUCUUUCGCCAAGAGCAUUGCUCCCAUCCCUUGAGGUGUUCUAGUGUGGAAGAUGUGCUCUUGGAAAUAGCUGAAGACCUUCCGGAUCUGGAAUUCGUUCUCAAUGUAUGUGACUGGCCACAGGUUCCCGUUCUAUCAGGACUAAGUGGCCCCGUUUUUUCGCAUUCAACUACUGCGCUGCACCUGGACAUAAUGUGCCCGGCGUGGUCAUUUUGGACCGUUUCCGGACCAAAACUACAGCACUAUCCACAUGGAUUGGGUCGCUGGGAUUGGAUGCGCCAGCACUUGGCAGCCUCUGGUGCUAAGAUUCUUUGGAAGACAAAGAAGCAGUUAGGUUUUUUUAGAGGUUCCAGAUCUUCCCCAGACCGGGAUAACGUGGUGAUUCUUUCUAAGAGAUAUCCAAAUUUGGUCGAUGCCCAAUACACGCUUAAUGUAGCCGAUAGGUUCACGUCUCACAUUCUCACCUCGGAUCCUGCGGAGGAGGUGCCUUUGGCGGAGCACUGCCAUUUUAAGUAUCUUUUUAGUAUUCGCGGGGUGGCUGCCAGCUUUAGAUUGAGGCACAUCCUAUUAUGUCGGUCUCUUGUCCUUCAUGUGGGUGACCAGUGGCAGGAGUUUUUCUAUGCGCAACUAAAGCCUUGGGUACACUAUGUUCCAGUGGCCAGCAACGCCUCUGUGGAGGAUAUAGCGGAUCUAUUGCGCUAUUUGCACCAACACGAUGACCUAGCGGAGGAAAUCGCCGAAAGGGGUCACCAGUUUGUAUGGACGCACCUGCGAAUGGCUGAUGUGCAUUGUUAUUGGAGUAAGCUGCUCCAGGAGUACGCCAAAUUGCUAACGUACCAAGUGAAACUAGAGCCGGGGUUCUACGAGGUUUCAAACAAAAAAGCACUACAACUUUAUGGCGCCUAA